CUGGGAUGCGAGCGAGUGGAGCGCCUGCGGGAGGAAGCGGAGGUGCAGGUCGGAAACGCCGGGCUAGCCGAGCCCAUCGCGGGAGCAGCGGCGGCGGUCAGGCACCAUCCAGCGGCGCGCCAGGUGGCCCAGCCCGUAGCUUUACUUUUUGCCACACCGACGUAGUCAUUAUGCCGAAGAGAAAGUCUCUGGAGAAUACAGAGGGCAAAGAUGGAACCAAACUAACUAAACAGGAGCCCACAAGACGGUCAGCCCGAUUGUCAGCGAAACCUGUGCCACCAAAACCCGAGCCUAAACCAAGAAAAACAUCUGCUAAGAAAGAACCUGGAACAAAGAUUAGCAGAGGGGCUAAGGGGAAGAAGGAAGAGAAGCAGGAAGCUGGAAAGGAAGGUACUGCACCAUCUGCAAAUGGUGACACUAAAGCGGAAGAGAUCCACAUCUCUCGUUCAACUGUUUAUGUCUCAGCCUGCAGGAGCCCCCCACCCAGCACGCUGUCAGUAAAGGGGCAGAUUGAAACAGUGAGAGUUAAGGGUACAGUAGACAUUCUGCAUGUUUGCAGUGGCUAGACUCAGGUAGUAGCGUGCUGUUUCUUAGUGUGCACACUGGAGCCCUCAGGUAAGGCUUCUGCGGUUGUUUGAGUAGCAGAAAGCAAUGAACGCCACAGCGGAAGUGUUGGCAUAAUGCAUUCCUGCCUUGUCUGUUUUCCACCCAGAGUUGAAGUGUGUCUCGAAGUAGACCUGGAAGGAAAACAAGAGGCCAAAUGCUCAAAAGUGUGUUUCUUGGUGGGCGGACUCUCCUCCGGUUGUUCUUGUUCUACUGGUAACUAUAUGUGGUUUUAUUUUCUUCUUUCCUUCACAGGCACAGAGAACUGAAUCUAUAGAUAAGGAGGGAGAAUGACUUCUCAUGGAAAACUGGGGUUGAUUUCACGUACCUCUUGGGACAACUUUUAAAAGCUAUUUUUACCAAGUAUUUUGUAAAUGCUAAUUUUUUAGGACUCCAUUAGUUGGCAUAAAAUAUAUAUGAAGAUGGACAUUUUAUCCUCUUAUGGUGAUGUUUUUUGGAAAUUUCCAUCAUCCUCAAGUAAAAUAAAUAGCAAUUUAAUAUCAGAAGCUGCGUGUAAAAUGGAUUCAGCAUUUUAUGCCUUUGCUUUAAAAUUUUAGUCCUGUGCAUACUGUGGUGUUUUUACUGUGCAUAUUUGAAUUUUUCAUGCAAUUUUUCUAGAGCAAUAAUCAGUGGUGCUUUUGUGCCUAGGUUUUAUGUGAUUUUAAUGAAAUAUGGAUAGUUGUAGCCACCUGCUGACUAUUUGUGGUUUAAAAUAAAGACGUUUUCUUGUCUGCAAAA
Psammomys obesus (fat sand rat) is the source of this 1341-nucleotide messenger RNA. RefSeq names its product high mobility group nucleosomal binding domain 3 (gene Hmgn3). The transcript is spliced from 6 exons. Gene Ontology annotation, cellular component: chromatin; nucleus. Gene Ontology annotation, biological process: chromatin organization. The record is from RefSeq and is a predicted model, not a curated record. Bases 6 to 566 code for a protein of 186 amino acids. NCBI's taxonomy places the organism in Eukaryota, Metazoa, Chordata, Mammalia, Rodentia, Muridae. Gene Ontology annotation, molecular function: nucleosomal DNA binding.